Molecule: messenger RNA, 1554 nt
Organism: Emys orbicularis (European pond turtle)
Lineage: Eukaryota; Metazoa; Chordata; Testudines; Emydidae
Product: vomeronasal type-2 receptor 26-like
Exons: 4
Coding region: 1-1554 (517 amino acids)
Biological process (GO): G protein-coupled receptor signaling pathway
Cellular component (GO): plasma membrane
Molecular function (GO): G protein-coupled receptor activity
Source: RefSeq, a predicted model, not a curated record
AUGGUUUUUUGUCUCUUGCUGCUGCUGCUUCUGCCUAGGGCCAUCUGCAAGAUCCAAAUGUCCAUGUGCUUCAUGAAGAAACCCUUCCCGACUCACCCGGACUAUUAUAGGCAGGGAGACCACAUUAUUGGUGCGAUCCUCUCUCAGGUUAUUUCGAUGCUUGACCUGGAGUCCUUCCAGCAGCCUCCCCAUCCUUGGUACAUUAAGUACUUCAUGCUCCUGCCUAAGAACUACCAGCACAUCCUGGCCUUAGUGUUUGCCAUUAAUAAGAUCAACCAGGAUCCUGAGCUGUUAUCCAACAUCACACUGGGAUGCCGCAUCUAUGAGAGCUUUUUCAGUGCCAGGAAGACCUACGAGAGCUCUUUUACCCUGCUCUCCACCAGGAAUGGAAUGAUCCCAAAUUACAACUGUGACACCCAGGACAAGUUGUCAGCUGUCAUCGGGGGGCUUGGGUCUGAAACUUCCCUCCAGAUGGCAACCAUCUUAGGCAUCUACAAGAUCCCACAGACAGUGCCACGGUCCGUGUGCACUGAGAGCUGUCAUCCUGGAUACUUUAGGACAGUGCGGGAAGAGGAGCCACUUUGCUGCUAUAACUGUGCUCCAUGUCCAGAAGGGACCAUUUCAAACCAGACAGAUGCAGAUCAUUGUAAUAAGUGCCCAGAAGAUCAGUAUCCAAACAGGGACCAAGAUAAAUGCAUCCCCAAGAUUAUGGAUUUCCUUUCCUAUGAAGAACCUUUGGGUUUUAUUUUGGCUUCUUUUGCUCUUUUAUUUUCUCUUCUCACAGCGCUGGUGCUAGGAAUGUUUAUUAAGCACCGGGACACUCCCAUAGUGAGGGCCAACAACCGGGAGCUCAGCUAUGUUCUUCUCUUCUCCCUCCUGCUCUGCUUCCUCUGCAGCUUGGUAUUCAUUGGCCGACCUGGCCGGGUGACUUGCCUUCUCCGACAAAUGGCUUUUGGUGUCAUCUUCUCUGUCUCUGUUUCUUCCGUGCUGGCAAAAACCAUCACUGUAGUUCUGGCCUUCAAGGCCACGAAGCCAGAAGCCAGCAUGAGGAAGUGGCUGGGGAGAAGACUGCCCGGCUCCAUCGUCGUUUCCUGUUCCCUUAUCCAAGUUGGGAUCUGCGCUGUCUGGCUGGGAACCACUCCCCCAUUCCCAGACCUGGACAUGAAAUCAGAGGCUGGACACAUCUUAGUGCAAUGUAAUGAGGGGUCAAACACCGCCUUCUACUGUGUCCUGGGCUACAUGGGCUUCCUGGCCAUUGUCAGCUUCACGGUUGCUUUCCUAGCCAGGAAGCUGCCUGAUACUUUCAAUGAGGCCAAGUUCAUCACCUUCAGCAUGUUGGUGUUUUGCAGCGUGUGGGUCUCCUUCAUCCCCACUUACCUGAGCACCAAGGGGAAAUACAUGGUGGCUGUGGAGAUCUUCUCUAUCUUGGCCUCUAGCGCUGGGCUAUUGGGCUGCAUCUUUAUCCCCAAAUGCUACAUCAUUGUGCUGAGGCCUGAACUGAACACCAGGGAGCAGCUAGUUAUGAAAUCCAAAUCUGGGACUCAAGAAUUAUGA